AUGGUUGUCGAACAAGAUAUAAGCAACUCGCUAGACUUGAAUAAUUUGUUGUUUGGACAAUCAAUUUUGUCUGAAAGUAAAGGCAAUUCCAGUGAUCUUUGUGACAAAAAUAUAGGUGCAAUCAAUUUAGAAGAAUCAUUCUUACUUGGUUCUUCUGAUAUAACUAACAGCCAUUCCAGAAGUGAAGAAGAGAAAAAAGAAUACAAACUUAAAUUGGAUAAGGAAAUACAUUUAGAAAAUGGUAUAAAAGAAAAAGACGUGAAAUUUUUCGACGGAUCAUCAAUAGUACUAAAAAAGAAAUCUAAAUUAAAAAAUAGAAUAGACUUAGCUUCAUUAGGCAUAGAGGAGACGGACAACAUAGUAAAUAUGGAUGAACUAUUCAAGAAAAUCAGUGUUAGAAAGUCCUUGAAAAAUAAUCAGGAACAGUCGAGGUCUACUUCUAGCAGACGUAAUAAGCUGCAACAAAGCCAAGUUUGGACUGAAAAAUAUAGACCAUCAAAUUUUAUGCAUUUAUGUUCAGCGGGAAAUGAUAAGCAGUACCGUUUGAUUCUUCACUGGUUGAAAAAGUGGUCGCACGUCGUAUUUGGUGAAUCAGCUUCUCUCAAUGAUAAUGUGGAUUCAUUGGGCCGUCCACAUAAGAAAUUCUUAUUAAUAAAUGGACCUCUGGGUAUUGGAAAAACAAGCGCAGCACAAAUUUUAGCCCGGCAGUUGGGUUAUAAUGUACAAGAACUAAAUGCAUCGAAUAGUAUGGAUACCUUACCCCAAUCUACGUCUGUUACAGGAACAACGUAUACUAAUGCCACAGUUGCUUUAAAGUUAAAGAUUAUGAAUGCCUUGACAACAAAUUCAUUGACCUCAAAAGGAAGACCUACAUGUCUUGUCAUUGAUGAAAUAGAUUCGAGUAUAAAUUCUCAUGAAAUAAUCAAGGUUCUUAAUGAAUUGUCAUAUUCGGAUCAAAGGGCUAAUCAAAGGAUCAAAAGCGAUGCAAACAGUAUAACAUCCUCAUCAGACAGUAAGUCCAAUAAAAGGAAGAAAGAUUUUAUGCUUAACAGGCCUAUUAUUUGUAUUGCUAACGAUAUAUACUCUACUGGUAAUUCCUUCCGUAAUUCAGGAGGGUCCCCAAUGGAUAAAUUAAGACCCUUGUGUGAAAUAGUUACUAUGAGAAAGCCAUCUUCAACAAAGACAGCAUCUGGAGUCAAACGCAGUGGUAAUGCCUCAAGAUCCGUCAAGGAACAUUUAAUGUGGAUUAACGAACGCGAAAAGCUAGGAAUGGAUUACCAGCAGUUAGGUGAAGUAGUGGAAGUAUGUGAAGGGGAUAUUCGAGCCUGUAUCAAUUACUUACAAUUCAAUGCCCGUAAAGUCGAUUUUCCUACUGCACCCAGUGCUUCAAGAGGUGUCAGCAAAUAUAAUAAGGACUCGCAGAUCACCUGGUUUGCUAUGGUUGAUUUAUUAUUCAAAAGAGAUCCACAGUUGUCGAAAGAUGAAAAUUUUAUGGCGCUUAUGGAUAUUGUCAUGAAUGGAGAUGGCAAAUCUAGUUCUAGUAAUCACAGUAGUCUUGAUAAAGUGAUUCGUGGUUGCUUCAAUAAGUAUUUGGACGUUGUUCACGUACAAGAUGAUACAUUACAUAAACCAUCUGAAUUAAGUGACUGGUUAAGCUUUUAUGAUCUGAUAGGUAACAGUAAUGAGAUAGACUAUUCUUCAAGCUUGGUAAGCAUGAAGAUUUGGUCACUAUUUAGUGAAUUAAAUCUGAACAAAUUCUCUAAUGAAAAUAGCCUUCUUCCUAAUAGCAAAAGUCUUGAAUUUGAAGCGUUUGAAUUAAUGAAACAAAAUAAAUCAAUAAUAAAGAGAGUGAUGAAUAAAUUACCUAUCACAUUGAAGCAGACUGUCGGUGGAGGGGGAGAACUAAACCAUACAUUUUCGUGUUAUUUCUUGCCUUAUUUGAAUAAGAUUUUGACACCUGACACUUCUGAGAGUAAAUUAAAGUCAAAUUUGAAAGGUUUUGAAAAGAAUUUAAUAGAAAAGGCUGCAAUUUUAAUUAAAGACAUAGAUUUGCAUUUGGAAAAGCAUCGUGAUUUUGAAACUGGUCAAGAGUCAUUGCAAAUAUCUCCUAGCUGGGAUACCAUUACCAACUUUGAAACUUAUUUUCUGCCUAUUCCUGCCAGUGCAUUAUCCAAGCAAAUUCAGAUUAAAAGACAGUGGCUCUUCCCUCUCAUUCAAUCAGAGAUCGAACGAUUGGAAAUGCUUAGAAAGAGUCACAAAAGAACGUAUGAAUCUUCGAGUUCGAAGCAAAAAGAGGAAACAGACAGCAAAAAGAAGAAAAAUAGAUUAAAUAGUCUUGAAUUCUUCAAAGGUAGGUAUGAUGUCGUUGCAAGUCAGAUAAAUGAGUCUGAUCCAAACCAUGAGUUGACAAGAAUAUGGGUCAAGUAUAAUGAAGGAUUUUCAAAUGCUGUUAGAAAAAAUAUAGGAUGGAAUGAUAUAUGGAUAUAG
Messenger RNA from Debaryomyces fabryi, 2487 nucleotides. It is a transcript of the gene CTF18, whose product is annotated as Ctf18p. The record is from RefSeq and is a predicted model, not a curated record. Lineage: Eukaryota; Fungi; Ascomycota; Pichiomycetes; Serinales; Debaryomycetaceae. Gene Ontology annotation, molecular function: ATP binding; DNA binding; ATP hydrolysis activity. The transcript has a single exon. Gene Ontology annotation, cellular component: nucleus. Bases 1 to 2487 code for a protein of 828 amino acids.